Linum tenue is the source of this 3779-nucleotide messenger RNA. Lineage: Eukaryota; Viridiplantae; Streptophyta; Magnoliopsida; Malpighiales; Linaceae. The record is from the annotation of a GenBank genome assembly.
CUCUCUCUCUCUCUCUCUCUCUCUCUCUCUCACAUCUCAGGCCCGGGAUAGGGAAACGCCGACCAGAGAAUCGUUCGAUGACCUCCGGCGACGAAGAGAAGAUUCGAAGAUUCAGUAGCUUAGAGCGGUCACCGGAGAAGGUGAACUUGGGCGGCCGAAAGGUUUGUUAACAGGGAUUCAGAACCGUGGUUGGGCGAAGAGGUGAGGAGAGGCAACUUUCAUAUGAGGAUUCCGCAAGAGAGGGGAAGUAGAGAAGGGUGAGAUCCCUAUAUUUUGUUCGUUCUUCUCUUCUCUAAACUCUCCCCUCCAGGUUCGCUCUUAUUUAAUUCUACUCUCUUCUCGACUUUUCACUUUCCCUCUUUGGUUUUUUCCUUUUCUGGUUGAGAGAAAACUCGCGUCAGUCUUGAGGGGGGAGGAUUCUCGGAGUAAUCAAAGUGAUGGUGGUGUUCGAGCUAUGGUGUUCGAGCUAUGGUGUUCGAGCUAGACGAAUGUGAUGGUGGUGUGCAAUGGUUAUCGGCCGGGUCGUAGAUCCUGGUCUGGCUAGCAGGCGGAUUCUUAGGCCAGAGCUUGCUGAUGGAGAAGAGACGUGCACGUUCAAAGUUCUUCCAUAUCAGAGUGAACCAGAGUUUCCUGAUUUCUUCUCUUCUCUUUCAACUGCGUGGAUUUGAGUGGUCUAAGGACUGGAUUCGGAGAAGUGCAGAGAGUGGGUUCGAAGAUUCGGCAUAUCCCUAGGUUUUACUUUGCCUUCAGGCUUUCUCAGGAACUUUCCUCCGCUGAAAGCUCUAAUCAAGUUGUUUCUCUCCCAUUCUCACCUGCGAGCACUGGAAUCGGAGAGGAGAGGAAAUCGAAAAGAUGGCUCAAUCCUUUCCAGAAAAUGAGAGUUGGGGGUGAACCCACCGCGGGACGACGAGGUUCACGACGGAGGUUUAUCUCGAGAAUCCUCUCGGAUGGGGAUCCAGGCUCGAAGCAACAGAAUGACCUAAUUGCUACUUUGAGAAACCGCCAGAACGUUAGAACAAUCAAAUAACAGAGUAUGGAUUCAGGUUGAUUGAUUCACGGGUUUGCGAGAUGUUGAUGGAAUGCCUCUGGACAGUGUCGUUGGAACAUAGAUAUGGAUUCCGAGCCUGGCGUUGGUAGUGUUACUGGCGAGGAAAUUGAUUUAAUGGGAGCAGCUCCUAUGCAUAUAUCUUCAAAGCAGGCGAAGAGUGAGUUUCACUCAUAUGGGCGUUUGGACCUCUCCUUUAGAAGUUCACUUCGUGUUAUGCCAGGCAGCUUUACCUCCAAUAUUCAGAAUCUACUACUGUAUCCGAACCAAAGGAGUUUCCAGCUGAUUUAGAUUGGAACUCCUCGGGAAUUAAUGCUACCGAUGGCAGAAGAAGCAUUUUCUGGAGUCAUUCACGGGUUUGAGAGAUUGAGGGUGGUUUCGGAAGAGAUGUAGGUCCACGGAUUUGGGGUUUCGGUUUGAGGUGAUAGUAUAUUAUUCAAAAAACUCCAUCAACUGCCGUCUUCUCGAUGAACCUUCACCACGGACUGAAGAAGCAUCUGAAUGGGAUCAAUGCUCCUACGCACCGGAUGCCUGACAAGCUUGACAGCCCUUUUGCUCGGUAGUUGUUGUCUUGGCCUCACAAGUGGUAGAAGUGCCUGCUGCUCAUUCUUAUCUCCAAAAUCGUCCAAAGUAUGAACUUGCUUCGUGCGGUUGAUCUUCUGAUGUGUCGUUUGGUUAUGGUCUGUCACACAAUCAGGACUACCAAGACUUUCCUUGCUGGUUUUUUGGACUUUACCGGGCCAUGACGCAAUACCAUCCCCAGUACAUUCUAUGGGCUGCUAUUGUAAUGUUAUCAUCUAUGUUGUCAUUCUUGGUUCAACAAUGAUGAUGCUUAGUGUGGGUUGGCAAACCACGCAAUUCUGCAUCCCCAUGAACACUUACGACACAAAUCAAACAUUCCCCGUUGCUGAAGUCUGUUUAUAAUGGGUGAGAGUACUGAUUGAAUAGGUGGGUUCGUGUGAUUUGGUGCUAGGAAUUGGUAGGUCAGAGCAAGAGAAUUGAUGCUUUUGCAGGAUGUAUCGAAGACUUGGUGCUUGUGAGGAUACUGUUGAGAUUUUAUGGUGGUCAGAUGAGAAAACUAAAGUGUGCUUUUAGGCUUCAACUUAAUUACGGGAAGCCUUCCGUCGUGAUGAUAUAUGCAAGUAAGGAAAGGAGAAUGCUUAGAGAAUGCAGCAGCCGAAAGAGGGGAGUGCGAAGAGAGUAAUAGGGUUGCCGAACUGACUUACACUGAGAGAGGAAGAAUGAAUAGAAUACGGAGGAAAAGGAGAAGAUGAGUUGGCAGAGGAGGAGAAAGACCCACAUGCUGGCAGCACAAUUUCCUUGUUUCCCACUUCAGUUUUGAGGAUCCGGCUACCCAGUACUAUUGUUUGGCGCAAGUCCUCUCCACUGAGGCUUCAAGAUCAUGGUUCUACUUAGGAUGUGCCUUUUGCUUUAAGACAGCUAGGGAAUUUCCUGGCACUGGUGUUUUUUUUUGUGAAGAACAUGGCCAACUAAAGGCUGAAGAAACCGAACAUUGGUUAGUUUAAAAUCCACCUUUUCCCCAUCAGUCAAGUGGGCACGCCCAAUUCAACCCUGAAAUUUUAAUACACUUUUACAGCUACAAAAUUCAUUUGGCUGUCGGAGACACUACUGGUUCGGCGUGCUUCGUCGCACUUGGAAAGACCGCUGAAUCUUUGCUUGGAGUUACAGCAAACGAACUAUUGUUGCAGCAUCCCCACCGCCAUGGCCAUUUCCCUCCGGCAAUUGUGGCCAUGAAUGGAUGUUGGUUUUCGUUUUGUGUGCAACUCCCUAAACCUGGAUAUCUGGCUCAGACUCCUCUGGAGUUUACUAUACUUUCUGCAUUCGACCGCAGCCAGCUUUAACAAUAAACUAAUGAAAACGUCAACGCUUGCGCAGAAAGUCAUUGUGCUCGACCGUUGUCUUACCUAUAUUAUCCCAGUAUUUAGCAAUAUUUGCACUUCAACAUCAACAGACUUAUGUAUCCGCGAUGUACGUACAAACUAUUCACAUGCACAAUGACUCCACUUUUUCGCUUACAACUCUCCAUUCCCACAAUAUAGUCUCCCCGCCGCAGAGCGCGGGCUUCUUUACUAGUUUUUUUUAAUAAUUAGAGUUCUGGGAUUUUUUCCGUCCAUCGACCGUCGAUACCAGCAAGUCGCAGUCUCUGAAAACUCACUCAAAACUUCAUUAUGGCGGCUGCAAUGAGAAGAAUCGCUAGUAAAAAUUCCGCCUGGUUCACUUCGUCCUCCUCUCUUAUUCUUCCCCCAGCUAUCUUAGUUUCCUGCCGAUCCAUAGCCACCAAACUCUUCGUUGGAGGAUUGUCGUUCUACACAACAGAGGACGGAUUAUCAGAGGCAUUUUCACAAUAUGGUCAAGUUGUUGAAGCUAAGAUCGUAACAGACAGACUGUCCAAUAAGUCAAAGGGUUUUGGUUUCGUGACCUUUGCUUGUGAGGAUGAAGCAGAGAAGGCCUUAACUGACAUGGACGGAAAGAAUCUGAAUGGAAAAGUCGUUUUUGUGGAUUACGCCAAAGCUAAAGCUGAUUUUGGGGGUGGAAUGCCAAUUGCUAGAGGACCUCCUGAAGAGCCACGAUCCAAAGUUUUAGUAGAUGAGGAGCUUUAGGGUUUCAACUUUUAUGCUCUAAGGAUUUUGGGUUUGACCUCCUUAAGCUGUCAAUCCUUCAUUAUAUAAAGAAAGUAAACAUAUUUUGUGAUAAAAUUUGGAAGUCCUCAAUA